AUGACCUACAUUAUAUACUCGUGUGUGUGCUCCUUCCUCUGUCCCAGUGACAACUCUGUCAGGCUGGUGAAUGGGACCAGUCUGUGCUCAGGCAGACUGGAGGUGAAGACUAACCAGUCUACCCAGCGCUGGUCCUCAGUGUGUGAAGAUGACUUUGACCAGCAGGAUGCAGAGGUGGUCUGUAGGGAGCUUGGCUGUGGGGCUCCUUCAGUCCUCCAGGUGCUCUAUGGAGAAGUGGCCUCAAUGAGGACCAAAGAGUUCCAGUGUGGAGGCCAUGAGUCUGCUCUCCUGGACUGUAGCAGCUCAGGCUCAGAUAGAAACACCUGCUCACCUGGAAAAGCUGUUGGACUCACCUGCUCAGAGUCUGUCAGGUUGGUGGGAGGAGCCAGUCGCUGUAGAGGAACACUGGAGGUGAAACAAGGAGAAUGGAGACCAGUGGAUAGUUACUAUAACUCUGACUGGAGCCUGAAGGCAGCAGCUGCUGCCUGCAGAGAGUCAGACUGUGGCUCUGCUGUUUCUGUAGAAGAGAGAGAAGAGUCCUCAGUCAGAUCUGUGUGGAGGAUCAGGUCUGACUGUGUUGAGUCUGGAUCUACUCUGAGGGAGUGUGCUGCAUCAGGUUUCUCUUCCUCCGUCCUUCAACUCACCUGUUCAGGUAAACCCAUCAAAGACAUGAAUGAAUGA
Molecule: messenger RNA, 681 nt
Organism: Perca flavescens (yellow perch)
Lineage: Eukaryota; Metazoa; Chordata; Actinopteri; Perciformes; Percidae
Product: scavenger receptor cysteine-rich type 1 protein M130-like
Biological process (GO): zymogen activation
Cellular component (GO): plasma membrane
Molecular function (GO): serine-type endopeptidase activity
Source: RefSeq, a predicted model, not a curated record